GGCCAUUACACCCACACCGCUCAAGCCAUCACGCACACAAAGCACACCCAUCUCGUUGGGAUUUGACGGUUGUGCCCCCGCCCCCGCCCCCGUGCGCCCGGGAGCCAUCAUGAAGCUGGAAAUCAUGCCCAAGCAGAGGGCCCUGGAGGCGGGGCAGCGGGAGGAGGCCAUGGAGAUGAGCGGCCUGGAGCUGUGGAAGCACGAGAAGCCGCCCAAGAUCUUCCCCAUGCCCCCGCCGCUGCUGGCGGCGGGGGCCUGCGGCGACGAGUCCACGCUCGUCCCGCCGCUCAACUUCGCCAUGGUCGACGACGGCAUCUACCGCUCCGGCUUCCCGGCCGCCGCCAACUUCCGCUUCCUCAAGUCCCUCAACCUCCGCUCCAUCGUGUACCUCUGCCCGGAGCCGUACCCGGAGACCAACACGGAGUUCCUCGACAAGAACGGGAUCAAGCUCCACCAGUUCGGAAUCGAGGGCCGCAAGGAACCAUUCGUCGAGAUACCCGAUGAGAAAAUCCGGGAGGCACUUAAAGUUGUCCUAGAUGUAAGAAAUCAACCUCUGCUUAUUCACUGCAAGAGAGGCAAGCACCGAACUGGAUGCGUCGUUGGUUGCAUGAGGAAGUUGCAGAAAUGGUGCCUCUCAUCGGUCUUUGACGAGUACCAGCGCUUCGCUGCUGCGAAAGUGAGGAGCACCGACCUGAGAUUCAUGGAGCUGUUCGACGUCGCGAGCUUGAAGCACCUGACCACCUCACAUUGUUAACCAAAGGGCGAGUGAUCGCUCGCCCCCGCCGUCCUCCCAGAUCCUAGUAUAUCUCCAUCCUGUCCUCCGGCGGUCACUGAACCGACUCAGCAGUGAAUAAUUUUUGGAACCCGUAGAAUGAAUCCAUGAGAUAGCGACGAGACCUCUGCAAAACAGAAGAUUGAAGAAGAACUUGAGAGCUCUAUUUUUUCCCUGCUCAGGUCCCUGCAGAUCCUAAGAACCAGAAAGUUGUGGGUAGGAUUGCAAGAGGUUUUCUUUUUCUUGCGAUGAAUUCACCAUUGUUUUCGGGUACUGAAGCUCUGUACUCGAGCAGCAUUGCUAGGCAGAGAGCUUGGCUCUUCUUUGCAUGAAUGCAUCUAAAUUAAUCAGA
Molecule: messenger RNA, 1124 nt
Organism: Hordeum vulgare subsp. vulgare (domesticated barley)
Lineage: Eukaryota; Viridiplantae; Streptophyta; Magnoliopsida; Poales; Poaceae
Product: probable tyrosine-protein phosphatase DSP2
Exons: 5
Coding region: 110-754 (214 amino acids)
Biological process (GO): protein dephosphorylation
Cellular component (GO): cytoplasm
Molecular function (GO): phosphatase activity
Source: RefSeq, a predicted model, not a curated record